This is a messenger RNA of Hemicordylus capensis (graceful crag lizard), 6732 nucleotides long. It is a transcript of the gene BICDL1, whose product is annotated as BICD family like cargo adaptor 1. Gene Ontology annotation, biological process: Golgi to secretory granule transport; vesicle transport along microtubule. The record is from RefSeq and is a predicted model, not a curated record. Lineage: Eukaryota; Metazoa; Chordata; Lepidosauria; Squamata; Cordylidae. The coding region runs from base 30 to 1952 and encodes 640 amino acids. The transcript has 10 exons.
CGCAGCCUGGAGUGGCCCGGGGCCCGGCCAUGUCCGCCUCCUGCCUGGGCCUGGCGGGCCCCGCUUCAGCACCGGCCGAGCUGGACAGCGCCCGCUGCCUGGAGCGCCCGGGCGGGGCGGGUCAGGCGGCGGUGGCCAAGGACAGCCGGAGCGCCGCAGCGCCGGCUCCAGCGGCCGCCAGUGCGGGCGGAGGCGGCGGUCCCGGCGGCAGCGAGCUGCUGGAGCUGGCGCUGGAGGAGGAGCUGGCCCUGCUGGCCGCCGCUGGGGACGCGCCCCCCGGCGGGGAGCCGGAGCCGGUGGCGGCGGCGGCGGCGGCGGCGGCCUCCCCGGAGCCCCCCGAGUGGCUGGCGCUGAUGCGGCAGAAGGAGAAGGACCUGGUGCUGGCCGCCCGGCUGGGGAAGGCGCUGCUGGAGCGCAACCAGGACAUGAGCCGCCAGUACGAGCGCAUGCACCAGGAGCUGACCGACAAGCUGGAGCACCUGGAACAAGAGAAACAUGAACUCAGGAGAAGGUUUGAGAACAAAGAAGGGGAGUGGGAAGGAAGAGUAUCUGAGCUGGAGAGUGACGUGAAACAGCUCCAGGAUGAACUGGAGAAGCAACAGGUUCACCUCCGGGAAGCAGAUCGAGAGAAGACGCGGGCAGUCCAGGAAUUAUCUGAACAGAACCAAAGACUCUUGGAUCAGCUCAGCAGGGCAUCGGAGGUGGAAAGACAGCUCUCCACGCAGGUUCAUGUCCUCCAAGAGGACUUCAGGGAGAAGAAGUCAUCUACCAACCAGCACAUCGUACGACUUGAAAGUCUUCAAGCUGAGAUUAAGAUGCUUACAGAUAGGAAGCAGGAGCUGGAGCGCCGCCUCAGUGCCAUGAUGGAGGAAAAUAAUCUCCUUCAGGGAACCGUGGAGGAGCUUCAAGACCGAGUGCUAAUUCUGGAGCGGCAAAGCCACGAGAAAGACAUGCAGUUGCAUCAGAGCCAGCUGGAACUUCAGGAGGUGAGACUCUCUUACCGGCAGCUGCAGCUAAAAGUGGAAGAGCUCAGCGAGGAAAGAAGCCUCCAGAAUUUCAACUCAGCAAGCACGUCCCUGUUGUCGGAGAUAGAGCAGAGCAUGGAGGCCGAGGAGCUGGAGCAAGAGAGAGAACAGCUGAGACUCCAGCUCUGGGAGGCCUAUUGCCAGGUCAGGUACUUGUGCACUCACCUCAGAGGGAACGACAGCGCAGAUUCUGCAGUCUCCACCGACUCUUCCAUGGACGAGUCUUCAGAAACCUCGUCGGCCAAAGAUGUGCCCGCCGGUAGCCUGCGAACUGCUCUCAGUGAGCUGAAGAGGCUGAUUCAAAGUGCUAUCGACAGCACCGACUCCUCGAGCUCUCGGAGAAGUGACGACGAUGCCUUAGAAGAACAGAUCAAGCAGACGAGUGAGGAUUCAAGAGCCCUGAGGGAGCUGAUGGAAGGGGAAAGGGGGAAACUGAGGCAAAGCCUGGAGGAGCUACAGCAACUCCACAGCCAGGUGACAUUGCUGAGUGUAGAAAUGACUUCCCUGAAAGAGGAAAGGGACCGACUCAGAGGAACUGUUGACGAUAAAGAAACGAGUGAACAGCUCUUGAAGGCCAUCAGGGAUCGGGAUGAAGCAAUCUCCAAGAAGAAUGCCGUCGAAAUGGAACUAGCAAAGUGCAAGAUUGAUAUGAUGUCUUUGAAUAGUCAGCUCUUGGAUGCUAUUCAGCAGAAGCUUAAUCUUUCGCAGCAGCUUGAGGCCUGGCAGGAUGACAUGCAGAGGGUCAUUGACCAGCAGCUAAUGGACAAACACCCCAAGGAAUGGAGCCAGCCCACGUACUCCUUCUCCAGCGGCCACGGAGCCAAGCGGCGCCCCAGACCCUCCCCCUUGCUGAGGCCAGAGCAACAGGGGCCGGAUCCCGUCGGGCCAGAAGGGAGUCGCCUCUUUUCCUUCUUCAAGAAAAAUUAAUUUGGACCGAGCAGCCCUGCUCCCGUUACGCCUCUUUAUUUUAUUGGGCAGGGAGGUGAAGAGAGCCGGCUUGUAGAGGAAGGCCCCCAGUUCCGAUCACCGAAGAAAUCCACCAAGGGCAAAGGAGAUAACCGUUGUGAACCCUGCACGGCUUGCAACCCGUGUGGUCUGAACUCAAUGUUUACAUGCGUUGAUAGUCAAAUGGCUGGUCUCCAGCACGGUACCAGUGGAAAGGACUCUUCCUAUACCUUAAGCAACGCAAAAAGAAAAUGCAAAAACCUUCAGGGUCUCUGGUUGGGUCUGCUCUGUUACUGCUGUGAGUAACCCAGAUAUCUUAAGGUCCAUCUCCUCUGCCAAAGAGGGAAAUUUAAAGGAGGAGCCCCAGGGGUAGGCAAGGGCGGCGGGGUGUGUGUGUGUGUGAUGAUGGAAGAGCUCAUGAGGUGGAGGGUGUGGGUGGAAGGUGCCCACAGGAAGAGGCCCCACAUCCCUAACCCAGUGGGAUUGUGUUGGCACUGGGUCCCAUCUGUCUGUGCCCCCCAUUUCGCAGAUCUGUGGCCAACGUCCUGUUUAAAGACACAGGAACUUUAAAUUGGCCCUGUCACGGCACGGAGCAGAGGCAGUGGUUUAACAUGCGCCUUUGCCUCCAGAUGCGCCGUAAGAGGCCACACGUGUCUCUUGGAGUCACUUGCGCAUGAUUAAGAGGGAAAUAGAGUCGUCAGGCCAGGGGUGGGGUGGUUGGUCCAAGCAUGCACCUGGAGGACAGCCCAGCUAGUGCUGCACAUCCCGGUCAGCUCGACUGCAGCUUCAGGAGGUUCUGCACAACCCGCAGCAGCUGGACCUGGGGAACCGCCUGCAGGCAGAAGCCGCGGCCAUAGUAACCGCUUCUCACACUGCUGGGUGAGUUCCCGCAGGCGCAAGUGAGCGCAAGGCCGGGAAUGAGUCCUGGGGGCAGCUCAAAGCUUGGGGGAGUCUCUGGGAAUCUGAGUGGGGCUGGGUUGCUCCUGCCCAAAAGCACACCUCGGCCUCCCUCCCGAUCCGCUCCUGGCUGCUGUCCUGGGCUUUGCAGGAGGGUCGGCUGGGGGGUCGUGGAAGCCAAGUUAGAGGAGCGUGACGUUUUCAGCGGGGGAGGGCUACUGCCUGGCUGUAGCACAACAGUUGCAUAAAUGUGUGCGACAAAAGAAUGGACCGGUUUCCAUUGUUGUGCAACUUAUGCAACUUGUGCAAAUGUGCAUUCCUGGGCUUGACAGACUCUUGGGCAGUAGCUCAGCCUUGGGCAUCGUGUCCAGCUGGGGCCAGACAGAAGCAGCCAGCAUCCCUGGCUGCCUCACCUGUAGCUGCGUGGGUGUGACACUGCACUGGGAGGGAAAGGCAGUGCUUUGCUGUUGCUCAUGGAUGUGCAAGGAAGGAAGGUCUCCUUUCUUAAGAGCCAGGCUCUUUGGCUGGGGGGUUCCCAGACUGGGCACAGCUGUUCUUGCCUUUCUGUUGAGGCUGCGAAUGAUGGGAGUUGUAGCCUGGAACCCCUUGGUAGCCAUGUUUGGGAGCCCCUGGCCCCAGCUACACACUGCCUCAAGAGCACUCUCUGGUGCCUCUUGCUCUGGGGUCCAUUUUCAAGCCGGUUUUUCCUCCUCUUGGCCAGCUGCAAGCCUUCGCCAAGUCAGAGCUGAUGGAGAACCAGUCUGGCACCCGGCCCUUCCACCCACAUCUAGCAAACAGUGAGCGACAGAAAGGGGAAACCCCCCACACACACACACCCCACACACACCCCACCCCACAGUUGCAACCCAAGGAAGAGCUUCUGGCCACUAGUGGAAGGCACCUUGCUCCUGUGGCUAAUCACGAGGCCUUGGCCACUUUUUAAGUGGGGCUCGGUUUUCUGGGCCAAGCAAGCAAAGCUGUGCACAUCUCUCCAUGAUUCCCCAGCCACAGUUCUCUCUCCGCCACCCCCACUGCAGGAAGGGUGGACGUUGGGUCAUUUAGCCUCCCUACAGGCAGGAGGGUGCCGCUAAGAGCAGGCUGCUGGCCUGUACUGUACAGCCGCAUGGCAGCUGUAAACACAAGAGCAGGCCCUUCCAUUGCUAAAGGUUGCCGUUAGAAGGGAUUGUGCAUUCGUGCCCCAGGGCCCUGCACUGGCUAUGGCAGCGGGCAUGCUGAAAGGGGAGAGGGGAGGCCACACAGCGGCCUUCUUGGCGUGCAGUGCUGUCGAAGCUCUCUGGCAGAGGACAAAGCUUUUGGCUGAGUGGGCUGGCCAUCGGAAGAGCUAGCGUAGGAUGCCUCGGUUUGGGUCCCCGGAUGUUGCUGGUCUACAGCUCUGACCAUCCCCAGUCAUAAGGGACGCAGUAGUGGUAGCCCAGUACCAGCAUCCGGGGGUCCAAGCAGGGGACCCGCUGAGGCCACGGUUUAUCCUGAGCCCGAAGCCCACACUGGCUGAAGAUGAAAUCACAGCCCCUGCUGUUUGAGGGGGUAAGCUGGAGAUAGAAGGCACUGUGCGAGUAGUACUGAGGCUGCACAGUGGCUACUCCUUACAUUCACCCCAGGAACGUUGAUCCAGUGGCCCAUUAAAUUCGCCAGGUGAGUUGGGCUCGCCCUGAGACCAGUGCCUCCCUCCCACCCCUUUAAAGUAAGAGAGCGUACGACACACUUAAAAAAUAAAUAAAUCCCCACAAUUGUUAUUGCAUUGAGCAGCCGCCUAACUCAACGGGGUGAGGAGCAAAGCAAAGUUGUGUAAAGGGUUUGGAUACAGCCUACAUUGGGACUUCCUGUGGAAGUUUGAGGCCAACCACAGGGGGGGUCACUGAGGUGGGGACUCCCAGGCUAGAGCCAAGCUGUUGUGCCCAGGUCAAUAACCGUCCGAGAACAGAUAAAAGCAGGAAGGAACAUUCCCCUGUAAUGCAAGCUGGAAUUGGAUGGGUGCUUUCUUUGGGGGAAGCCCCCCUGAGCAGUGCAAGGUUUACUUUUAAGUAAACAUGUGUGAAAUGUUGAGUACCAUCCAUGAGAGGGAGUGGUGAAAAUGUACCCUGUCAUUUUACCCACCUGCUGCAGGGUUAGCCAUUGCACAUUGCCGUGGGAAGCAAUGCAACGGAAGCAAUAAAAAAAGAGAGAAAUGGUCCCCCUGAGUGAUCCAGAGUUCUCUCUGGCUUGCACUUUGACACCUUCUCCGGGCAUUACAAGCCCCCUGCACUUGUGGCCAAGCCCUAGUGAUGUCCUUGCUCCAUCAACCUAGCCUUUGGGGCAGGAAUCUAGCAAGCCCCACUCUCAAACUGCAGUGGCACUACAGAACCACACCCAGGCGUGCUGUUUCUGGCCUCCACUAUACAUUCGGGAGGAGCUGGGCUGUGAGAGCUGAGACUAAGUGUUCUAGGUCAGCCCUUUCACCCUUUAGGCAGGAGUUCUCCCGUUUGGGUCACCAGAUGUUGUCGGACCACAACUUCCAGCAUCACUCUGUCUAACAGGGAUUCCCAGAUGUUGACUACACCUCCCAGUAUCCCCAGCUGCAAUGGCUUUGGCUUGGGGAUUAUGGAAGUUGUAGUCAACAACAUCUGGGAACCCCUGUUAGAGGGAACGCUGAUCCCCAGCCCCAGUGAUGCUGGGAGUUGUAGUCCAACAUCUGGGGACCCAGGUUUGAGAACUCCUGCCUAAAGGAUUUGUUGAGAAGGGAAGCAACUGCAGUGAGAUCAUGGGCCACUUUUCAGCAGGGGUUCCUAACUUGUGGUCCUCCAGAUCUUGCUGAACUACAACUUCCAUCAUCCUCAGCCACAAUAAAUUGUAGCUGUUGAUGAUAGUUGUCGUUCCACAACAUCUAACGCGCCACAGGUGGGAAACCUCUGAGCUAAGUGAUUGCACAAAGAGGCAGUCAAAUUUGUGUGUUUCUAAAAAAAAAGUUCAUGAUUUGCACUUAAAUAGACAUUGUCAUGUCACCUCUCUUUAUCCAAAUCUGGUUCCAUGUUUCAGACCAUUUGAAAAGUGGCCCAUGACACCUAACCAGAUUUCAAUCCUGAAACUUUCAAGUUCUACCUGCUAGGCAUUCUGAGGUGGGCAGAGAAAGAAAGCUAUAAUGCUGUUGUUGGCCGCUGCUGAGUGGCAAAUUGUCCCGAGGAGUUGGAUCUGGAAGGAACAGCUCCUUUUCGGGUUAGGGUUAGAACAGAAGCAGAGCUAAGUAGUGAAGGGAGAACGGUUCAUGCUUCCCUGGGUCUCCCCUCAACCCCUCCCUAUCAGCAACUAAUAGUCUCAGUUCUUAGCAGGGGGAGCUACAAGUAGCUACUUUUCAAAGGCCAUUAGGACAGCGGCUGAUGGGAGUUGUAGUCCAGCACCUGUGGGGGACUCAAGAAGGCUGCUGGGUGAUCCGGCUCAUAGACCGAAACGAGAUCGGGUGGGAAGCUGCCGGUGGCAAACGUCAUCUUCAGAAGAUGGGAGGGCGUCAGGGCCUGUUGUACCAGUUCAGCAUCUCCAACCCCUCGCCCUCAGGGGUUCUCAGAUCCUUAGAUGUGACUGGAUUACAACUCCCAUUCCCAAAGCAAGAUGGGCUGCGGAGCUGUGACAAGAGGGCCCUUUGGGGGGGACAGCAAAAAAGGGGGGGAAAGCACACAGCAGGGCUGAACAGACAGAAUGUAUCUCUAUAGGUAUGUAUAUACCACACAGUGCAGUAAUUUUUGUAUGUAGCAGUCAUGUAAAUAAGUGUAUGUUUUUUAUAAGAUUCUAUAAAGGCAUAUUUUAGUAGAAAACCCCACUCUACGGCUUCUUUUGUAAAUAGAUCUCCUCUGAAUAAAAUGGGUCCAUUUCUACA